CAAUUAAUUGCCCGAACAAUUUGUGCAUCCUUGUAAUGAAUACAUACGAUUAUGAACUGCACUUCGCGAAGCUCACCUCCGAUAGAGGCGUUGAAGCAAAAGAAUCUGAAAUAGCCAACACAUACCUAGACAUCAAUAGUUCAGGCUGCAGCCAGUUUCCUUCGGAUGCCAACAGUGUCUACAACGAGCCAGCGGCUGCCGACACGCACGACAAGGUGUGUGGUGCGCCGCAGUCGCGUGCCCGAGCUGGCGGUGGUCGUCAACCCUCGGUUGAUGAUGCCACAUCAUACAUUCAAGUGGUGGUACAGAAGCACCGACAGCAACGAGGCCCGCCACCACCACCGCCGCCGCCGCCACCACCACGUUUGCCUACCACUUCCAGUCCUAUAACGCAGGAUGGACAAGGCGACGGUCGGUGUCCAGUCGAACAAGUGGUGGGGGUCGCCAACGUCGAGGGCGGCAGGGGCGGCGGGGGUGGCGGGGGUGGCGGGGGCGGGCCUCUGUACCUGGUGUCAGCGGCGCCGGUCACCGCACCGCUACUGUUCGCCUGCCCUACCGAAGCUUUCGCAGUCAGGCACGCGUCGCGGACUGCCUUGCCCUAUUAUUUUAGUCAUACCGAGUCGUUCAACUACAGACGCAGAUGCAGAAUUGCUUAG
Molecule: messenger RNA, 656 nt
Organism: Achroia grisella
Lineage: Eukaryota; Metazoa; Arthropoda; Insecta; Lepidoptera; Pyralidae
Product: E3 ubiquitin-protein ligase RNF19B-like
Exons: 5
Coding region: 36-656 (206 amino acids)
Source: RefSeq, a predicted model, not a curated record